AUGGCCUUCAACUUCAACUGGUCGCCUCUCACGGCCGAUGCUGGUUUUUACCAGCGCGCCAGGGACCUCCUGACACAGGCGCUCAAUAAGUCGCCCAAGCCUCCUAUCAUCGUUGACGACAUACUUGUCAGUGAGUUCAACCUCGGCACUGUCCCACCCGAUCUGGAGAUUCUCGAGAUUGGCGACCUCGCCGAGGACAGAUUUCGUGGCAUUUUCAAAAUGUGUUACUCGGGCGAUGCCUUUUUGACACUCAAGACCCGCGUUCAGGCAAAUCCACUCAAUACUUAUCUCGACUCAAAGCCGCUCUUUACGUCGCCACAGCCAUUGGCUGCCGCAUCGGGUUUGACUAUCCCUGUUGCCAUUUCUCUCUCCGAAAUUAAGCUCUCAGCAUUCAUCAUUCUCGUCUUUUCCAAGCAAAAAGGCCUGACCAUAGUCUUUCGCAAUGACCCCCUCGAAUCACUCAAAGUAUCCUCGACGUUUGACUCGAUCCAAUUCGUCCGCGACUAUCUUCAGCGAACUAUUGAGCAGCAGCUGCGCAAUUUGAUGAUGGAUGAGUUACCCGCCAUCAUCCAUCGUCUGUCGCUGCAGUUUUGGUGCGCCGAUCAAACACAGAAAGGCACCGAGACACCAACUGCCGACGCUGACAACCAGGGCACGGAUCCUUUCUCGAGUCCUCCUGAAGACCCCGUCGAUUUCAACGGCAAUCCGCUCGAUAUCAAUGCCAUUUCCGAAUUGACCCUGCACGGCGGAGAAAUGCAAUACCUCUUUUCGCAAAAGAACCUGUUACGCCUCGCCGCAUUGACCGACUCGCACCGCACCUUGUCCCUUUUUACCCCCGGCAUUCGCGACGUCGUCUUUCGUGCUUGGUCUGGCCACGCUGAACACUCUGACGUAACAAGUCCUGCGGUGGCUACACCGAGCUUGGCCAAGACGUAUUCGCUCACGGGCGGUGCCAGCACCACCUAUACCUUUUCGGACACGGGUAGCGCCUCCCACGGGUACCUGCCUGCUCGACCCUCACUAUCCAUGCUUAGUUCGGGCCAUAUUCCUCAUUCUGCAUCGGCGUACCGAUCCCGUCCCGGCCGAAAGAAGAAGAAUCGUGUCGUCAAUCUUCGUCGUACCCGUUCCGAGGCAGGCUCCAGCGAUAACAUGUCCGAUACGUCCGACAAUGCAUCUGUCAAUAUGCCCUACUCCGAGCCGCUUGUUGCCGCGUCUCUACCAGAGGAAUCCGAGGAUGAUCGCGCCGUCUCAGAGGAUCUGCAUGCCAGCAAAGUCCGCUUCACGCCUCAGAGCGGUGACAAGGCGCGGGCGCAGGAAAAGACGAGCAAUGACCACAUCCAAUCGCACCAUCAACAAUCCAAGCAUGCCAAGUCUCCCCUGUCCCAGAUCCACGAGGCGGGUGAGGAGACGUCCCCCGCGCAGGACGCCAAGGAGAAGCUCGCGCUGCGCGACAGCGCUUCCGCCACCUCUGACACGUCGUCAGUCAUUCUUGAGCACGCUUGGAUCAUCAAAAUGGCCGGUGAGAUCGCUCGCCGCGUCUAUGAUGAGAAGCAGCGCCACGCCGGUCCUGGCGAGGGCUGGGAAGAGGGCGCCGAGCGUCCUCCACCUCCGGCCUAUGAAGCUGCCAACUAA
Molecule: messenger RNA, 1632 nt
Organism: Beauveria bassiana ARSEF 2860
Lineage: Eukaryota; Fungi; Ascomycota; Sordariomycetes; Hypocreales; Cordycipitaceae
Product: mitochondrial distribution and morphology protein 34
Exons: 2
Coding region: 1-1632 (543 amino acids)
Biological process (GO): mitochondrion organization; phospholipid transport
Cellular component (GO): ERMES complex
Molecular function (GO): lipid binding
Source: RefSeq, a predicted model, not a curated record